AUUACAAACACUCAAUAAUAUAAGUAGCAUUCCCUUCCAACAAGUUUCAUAUCCUCUCUCAAAUACUUAAACACUUUCUCCACCUAUUAAAGCUUCCUUCCAACAUAAUGGGAUACCGAAACCCGAUGGGGAUACCCGAUCCCCGGGUUUGGGGUUAUCAUUUUUAUCCCCGCUCGAAUUUGGGAUGGGUUUGGGGAAACCCGAACUUUAUGGGUUUGAGUUUGGGGAGGGCAAAACCCGUCUCCGCCCCAUUGCCAUGCCUGAUAAUUACACUUACGCUUGUGUUAUACGUGCAUGCUCUGAUAACUUUGAUUUUCGUAUGACUUGUCAUGGAAAUUCUCUGUCUGCAGGAUUGGGAAUGAACCCUAUUUGUUGUAGUGCACUUGUCAGUGCUUAUUCAAAACUUGGCUUUGUUCAUGAAGCUUGUAGAGUGUUCAAUGGGAUUGCUGAACCGGAUUUAGUUUUGUGGUAUUCUUUGAUUUCUGCUUAUGUGUGUUCUGGUAUGUGGGAUAUAGGGAUUCAAAUGUUUAGCUCAAUGAGACAUUCUGGGAAGAAGCCUGAUGGGUUUACAUUGGCUAGGGUGGUUGUGGGUAUUGCGGAUUCUAGCUUGCUGAGCAUUGGCCAAGGAUUACAUUGUUUGAGUCAAAAGAGUGGGCUUGAUUAUGAUUCUCAUGCAGGUAGUUUACUGGUGCGUAUGUACUCGAGAUGUAAGUGCAUGGAUUCAGCAUAUAGAGUCUUUUGUAGCAUUUUCAAUCCUGAUUUGGUUACAUGGUCUGCUCUAAUAGCUGGGUAUUCUCAGUGUGGGGAGUAUCAGAAAGUGUUGCUCUAUUUCAGGAAAAUAAACAUGGAGAGCAAGAAGCCGGAUUCUGUUUUGAUUGCCACUGUGCUGGCUUCUAUAGCUCAGACGGCAAUUGUAGUACCAGGAUAUGAGGUACAUGGUUAUGUUCUUCGGCAUGGACUGGAAUCAGAUGUCAAGGUUUCCUCUGCUCUCAUAGAUAUGUAUUCCAAGUGUGGUUUCCUGCACUUGGGAACUCGUGCGUUUAAGAUAAUGCCAGAACGUAAUAUAAUUUCUUAUAAUUCAGUAAUUUUGGCUCUUGGCUUGUACGGAUGUGCUUGAGGCUUCGCGAUGUUUGAUGAGAUAAUGGAGAGAGGAUUGGUACCUGAUGAAGCAACAUUAUCUGCUCUCCUUUGUGCUUGUUGUCAUGCUGGCUUGGUUAAAGAUGGCCGAGAGAUUUUCCGGAGAAUGAAAGAGGAAUUCAACAUCAAAGCUAGACCUGAGCACUAUGUUUACAUGGUGAAGCUUCUUGGCAGUGCUGGGGGGUUAGAAGAGGCCUACAAUCUCACUCAGUCCUUACCAGAACCAGUAGACAAGGCCAUAUUGGGAGCCUUAUUAUCAUGCUGUGAUUUUUAUGGAAAUUCCAAGUUGGCAGAAACUGUAGCUCAGCAGAUUUUUAAAAGCGAUCCUUCUGACAAUGUUUACAAGGUUAUGCUUUCCAAAUAUGCUGGCGAUGGGAGGUGGGAUGAUGCGAAGAAAUUGAGGGAUAAAAUGACAGGAGGUCAAAAGAAAAUUCGAGGAGUUAGUUGAAUUGAAGGAAGUUAUUAUUAAUUCUGAAAAAUUGAUAGGAGAGUGCAAGUUGCAACUGAUGUCAGAUAUAAAGAGGCAUAUCAGAAAGGUUUGAUAAUGUGAAACAGUGUUUUUAACUUUUUCUUCCUGUAUAUCUUUUGACUUAUUGGACUUGUCUGUAAAAUUACAUAGCUGGGGAGAAUGCCACCUUAUGUCUAUGUCUGAUAGAAAUCACAUUAAACCAAUUUGAUUGAAAUAUAUCUGUAAUGAAGGAGCUAGUUACACAGUAAAAUGAAUGUAUACCAUAUAGGCUAUGUGUUAGACAAUC
This is a messenger RNA of Trifolium pratense (red clover), 1892 nucleotides long. Its product is annotated as putative pentatricopeptide repeat-containing protein At1g64310. Gene Ontology annotation, molecular function: protein binding; RNA binding. The record is from RefSeq and is a predicted model, not a curated record. NCBI's taxonomy places the organism in Eukaryota, Viridiplantae, Streptophyta, Magnoliopsida, Fabales, Fabaceae. Gene Ontology annotation, biological process: RNA modification.